CCCGCCCCCAAGCCUGCGGAUUCGCUUUCGGUUGGGCAAGCUGAGACUCCGGGGACGCAGGCUCUGGACUAGCAGCAGAUGUCGCUGCCUUCCCUUGGUCCCCAGCUGUGCUUUGCAGCUGGCUCUCACUUGCAACUACUAAAGAGAAAUGCCCGGGAGCGGGGAACACAGAGAUCCUGUGUAGAGGCCAACGAAAUCUCUUUAUCUCUCCCACCUGAAGUCCAAAGGCGGCUUAGCUUACUCUCCUGAGAUCCCUGUCGCUCAGGCGGGUCUCCGCCCCUAAGCCCCGCCCCCGAGGAUGCUCCGCCUCUCCCAGCAGGGCGAGGCCCGGAUUGGACAGCUUCAGGGGUGGGCGUGAUCGACGGCAGCGCUGGUUCCGCGGGAGCAUCACGGUGGUUUCUGAGGCCAGGGAAUACUGGGGGACCUGCGGAGGGUCCUGGCCGGUGGCUCCAGUCGCCCGAGCAAAGUUUCGAACCUGAGGCCGAAGCCAGAGCCGGCAAGCGGAGAGGAGCGCGGAGAGGGCGGGAUUUCCGCCGGGAGGGAUCCGGCCGCUCAGGGGGUGGGGCUUCCCCGACCGGGCUGCGUUUCCCGCGUGCGGGGCGGGGUGCCGUGGGUCUCCACUGACAACCUCCGCGCCCUCCCCCAGGCGGCCAAGGAUGACCACGCUCACGCGCCAAGACCUCAACUUUGGCCAAGUGGUGGCGGACGUGCUCUCCGAGUUCCUGGAGGUGGCUGUGCACCUGAUCCUCUAUGUGCGCGAGGUCUACCCAGUGGGCAUCUUCCAGAAGCGCAAGAAGUACAACGUGCCAGUUCAGAUGUCCUGUCACCCGGAGCUGAACCAGUACAUUCAGGACACACUUCACUGCGUCAAACCACUCCUGGAGAAGAAUGAUGUGGAGAAGGUAGUGGUGGUGAUUUUGGAUAAGGAACACCGUCCAGUGGAGAAGUUUGUCUUUGAGAUCACUCAGCCGCCCUUGCUGUCCAUCAGUUCAGACUCCUUACUGUCUCAUGUGGAGCAGCUGCUGCGAGCCUUCAUCCUGAAGAUUAGUGUGUGUGACGCUGUCCUGGACCACAACCCUCCAGGCUGCACAUUCACAGUCCUUGUGCAUACAAGAGAAGCUGCCACUCGAAACAUGGAGAAGAUACAGGUCAUCAAGGACUUCCCGUGGAUUCUGGCAGAUGAACAGGAUGUCCACAUGCAUGACCCCCGGCUGAUACCCCUAAAAACCAUGACGUCGGACAUUUUAAAGAUGCAGCUCUACGUGGAAGAGCGAGCUCAUAAAAACAGCUGAGGGCGUGCCUGCCACCUGAUGCCCAGCUGUCCCACUCUGGGGCCCCAGCCCAGGGCGGUGCUGCAGGGCCCCCUGACUCCAAGUGCUCUUAUCGCCUUGACAUGUGGUCGCCCCUCUGGUUGGGCUGCUUAGUCCUGCUUGCCUCGGUGAGGCAGCCUUCCCAGGAGGCCAGGGAAGAAUGCCAGGACAGACACCGUUUCUCAGCAGCCUCCUGGGGCUCAGCCGGCCAACACUGUCCAUCUGAAUACUGUGCUGUGAGUUAUCGUUAAUAAAGGGCCCCCAAAGGG
Messenger RNA from Peromyscus eremicus (cactus mouse), 1579 nucleotides. RefSeq names its product mitotic arrest deficient 2 like 2 (gene Mad2l2). The transcript has 8 exons. The record is from RefSeq and is a predicted model, not a curated record. Gene Ontology annotation, cellular component: zeta DNA polymerase complex. Bases 657 to 1292 code for a protein of 211 amino acids. NCBI's taxonomy places the organism in Eukaryota, Metazoa, Chordata, Mammalia, Rodentia, Cricetidae.